Messenger RNA from Frankliniella occidentalis (western flower thrips), 808 nucleotides. RefSeq lists its product as uncharacterized. The record is from RefSeq and is a predicted model, not a curated record. Bases 195 to 737 code for a protein of 180 amino acids. NCBI's taxonomy places the organism in Eukaryota, Metazoa, Arthropoda, Insecta, Thysanoptera, Thripidae. The transcript has 4 exons.
GCCCCCGCCCGUCCCCUCCGUGAGGGUUCCCUGGGAGUAUCCCCCAUGAGGAUUGAGGAUCCCCCUUGAGGAUCGCCUGUGCUCGUGAGGGCCUCCCGGGAGGGAUCGUGAUACAUUUCUUGAGUUGGCUGCCACGGACGAGUGUCUGCCGAACCGCCGGGUACCUCCAGGUUGUGGCGGAGCUGUGCCGGUGGAUGCAGCAGCUGAGCGCGCCGGACCCCGAGCGCGCCGCGCUCUCGUGCGAGGACGUGAGGAAGCUGUUCGACAUUAACCUGGAGGGCCCCGCGGCGCGGGCGCUCGCCGUCGACGUGAAGGAGCUGGGCUGCGUGCCGCCCGCCGUGGCGGAGGACACGAACGCGCCGCAGCAGUCCGUGCUGGCCCGGGUGCGCGCCGGGGUGCGCGCCGACCUCCGUGCCGAGCUCCGCGCCGCGGCCCGGCCCCUCAGCACGCACGCGUUUGGGCGCAGCAUCCCCGUCGGGGACCCCGGCCGCUGGCGCGCCUCCAAAAGCGACACGUGCGAGCGCUGGCGCCAGGACCGCGUCCCCACCGAGCUGGUCACCAUGGAGGAGAUCUUCGGCGGCGUCACGCACCUCAAGGUCACGAGGGACUUCGUGGACUACCUGCGGCACAAGAGGACCCCGCUGCCGCCGUGCCUGCGCUCCGGGCAGCUCGGCGCCGCCGCCGUGGGGGCGGCGGGGGCGGGGCGCAGCGGGGCGCGACACCUCGGCGGCCGCUAGCGCGGGAGCGGGGGACUUGACGACCACGUUUGUGAAAGCUGCAGUGAAGCGGGGAACACGUGAACGAAUAA